CCGCCACCCGGGACUAUAAAGUGGGCUGGCAGGUCCGAGGCUCCGAUACACGCCUGCCACAGCUCAAGUGCCUGUAGCUUGUUGCUUUGGACCUCCGACCUCACCUCGUCCCGCCAUGGACCCCAACUGCUCCUGCGCUACAGGUGGCUCCUGCACCUGCGCUGGCUCCUGCAAAUGCAAAGAAUGCAAGUGCACCUCCUGCAAGAAGAGCUGCUGCUCCUGCUGCCCUGUGGGCUGUGCCAAGUGUGCCCAGGGCUGUGUCUGCAAAGGGGCCUCAGACAAGUGUAGCUGCUGUGCCUGAUGUCAGGAGAGCCCUCUCCCGGAUGUAAAUAGAGCCACGUGUACAAGCCUGGUUGCCCUCCCACCCCCAUGCAUUUUCUACAUUUCUUUUUCUAUGACAAAUGUGAAUGGCAAUAAAAGUUGUUAACUUAA
Tupaia belangeri chinensis (Chinese tree shrew) is the source of this 432-nucleotide messenger RNA. RefSeq names its product metallothionein-1E. The record is from RefSeq and is a predicted model, not a curated record. Gene Ontology annotation, cellular component: nucleus; cytoplasm. Gene Ontology annotation, molecular function: metal ion binding. Bases 116 to 301 code for a protein of 61 amino acids. The transcript has 3 exons. Gene Ontology annotation, biological process: cellular response to cadmium ion; detoxification of copper ion; intracellular zinc ion homeostasis. Lineage: Eukaryota; Metazoa; Chordata; Mammalia; Scandentia; Tupaiidae.